Molecule: messenger RNA, 1117 nt
Organism: Poecilia latipinna (sailfin molly)
Lineage: Eukaryota; Metazoa; Chordata; Actinopteri; Cyprinodontiformes; Poeciliidae
Product: C-type lectin domain family 4 member E-like
Exons: 3
Coding region: 82-378 (98 amino acids)
Source: RefSeq, a predicted model, not a curated record
AAAUCCUCCUGGAAUGACAGCAGACGUUCCUGCGCUGAUCUGGGAUCAGACCUGGUGAAGAUCGACAGCAGAGAGGAGCAGAUGUUUCUGGAAUCUAAACUGAAGGAGAAAAUGAAGAAGCCUCCAGACGCGUUCUGGAUCGGACUGACAGACUCACAGGCAGAAGGCCGAUGGUUCUGGGUGGACGGGUCACCUCUGGACCCCAGUUUAAGUUUCUGGUCUGAUGGAGAACCAAACAACUGGGCCGGUCAGAACCCAGCAGGAGAGGACUGUGGGAGGAUGGACAAGAAAGGAAACAGUGUAGAUCUGAAGAGUUGGGAUGAUCAUUCCUGUCGUGUUCAACUCAAAAGUAUCUGUGAGAAACCAGCAGAAAUGUGAUUGUUUUUACAAAGUCAAACGUUUAAGACGUUUUCUUUCUGUCUGGACUGAAUUAAGAUGCAAAAAAUCAGAUUUAAAUUUAGACCUUUAAUGUACUUUCAGAUGAUGUGUUAUUGCUGACUGGAGAUUUAUAAAUAAACAGAAUAGAAAAUAAAAUCCUGCUGCUAUAAAUGUUAUUAAUCCUUUAUUCCUUUAUUAUUAUGAACAUUAUGCUUCAAAAUCCAAACAAAACAUUUAUCAUAACUGAACACCAGUAGGGAGGAGUGACUGGUGCAACUGGGUCAGAACAGCUGGUGGAACUGGGAGCUGCAAUAACUGGAGUAACCGAGGACAUCUAGAGGCCAUUACAGGAACUACAGGCUAAACAAACAGGAAAAUAAACGCCUAAAUCAGGAUGUCCAAACUUUUUGUCACAUGGUAAAACAUUGUGAUGGCAUAACGAAAAUAUAUCCAAAAAUAUAUUAUUUUAAAUUUUUCUUGCUCAACAAUAAACUAAGGAUAUAAUAAUAAUAACCAGACAAAUUAAUAAUAAUGGGGAUGCAAUGUAGAUCAUUGUUUCUCCAAAAGUGAAAAAGUACUUUGCACAUUUGUCUUUAAGAGAAAGGCAUCCAAACUGUGGGAGUCAGCCAUAAAAACCGGAUUCUAGUCACUUUUUGUAUUUUGACAUAUUUAGAUGUUUAAUAAAUUAAAAGUAGGUUUUGGUGCGCCUAAGUCUAAUUUUGAAUUAAAGUCAUUAAAU